Messenger RNA from Penicillium concentricum, 1326 nucleotides. Its product is annotated as acyl-CoA dehydrogenase family protein. NCBI's taxonomy places the organism in Eukaryota, Fungi, Ascomycota, Eurotiomycetes, Eurotiales, Aspergillaceae. The transcript has 4 exons. The coding region runs from base 1 to 1326 and encodes 441 amino acids. Gene Ontology annotation, molecular function: flavin adenine dinucleotide binding; oxidoreductase activity, acting on the CH-CH group of donors. The record is from RefSeq and is a predicted model, not a curated record.
AUGGUCUACAACUCACCAAAUCCCAUCCCAUUCUCAGAGCCGCCUUACCUUCGUGGCCUCCCUUCUCCCUACAUUACGCCUGCCCACCGCCGCUUUCAAGAAGCAUGCCGUAAAUUUGCAACAGAGAACUUGCUUCAGCACGCUUUGGAGUGGGAGCGGGAAGGAACAGUCCCUGAGCAUGUUUUCCACACAUUCUGCAAGCAUAAUAUGUUGUUGCCCAACAUGCCAGCGCCAUUACCUGUGGAUUGGUUGAAGCGACUAGGAAUCAACGAUAUCCUAGGAGUCAAGGUUGAAGACUGGGACUACAUAUACACCGGCAUUUACUGUGAUGAGAUGGCCCGUUCUGGUCUCAGUGGUCCCUCUGGCUCGUUGAACGCCGGGUUCGCUUUCGGAAUUGCACCAAUCUACAAAUUUGGCAGUACCGAGUUGCAAGAGCGGUUCUUGCCAGAGCUUCUCACAGGUAAGAAGCGAGGCUGUAUUGCUAUCACGGAGCCUGAGGCCGGCAGUGAUGUCGCGAAUAUAACCACAACUGCUGUCAAGAGUGCCGAUGGUCAACACUACAUCCUGAACGGGUCCAAGAAAUGGAUCACGAAUGGUAUCUGGUCGGACUAUGCCACCAUGGCCGUGCGAACCGGUGGACCAGGAGCCGCGGGCCUUUCCGUUUUGGUUGUGCCUCUGAAGGGCCACCCUGGCGUUUCAAUGCGCCGACUUAAAGUCUCGGGUCAGAUCACAGGCGGGACCACAUUUAUUGAGCUUGACGACGUCAAGGUUCCCGUGUCAAACAUCAUCGGCAAAGAAGGCGACGGCAUGCGUAUUAUCAUGACCAACUUCAAUCAUGAACGACUUCUUAUUGCCAUUGGAGUCACUCGUCAGGCUCGUGUGGCCCUUUCUGCUGCUUUCUCGUACUGCCUCAAGCGCGAGGCUUUCGGAAAGACGCUCAUGGACCAACCCGUAGUCCGCCACCGUCUAGCUAAGGCAGGCGCUGAGCUUGAAUCCAUGUGGGCGUGGGUUGAGCAGAUCUUGUACCAAUUGGUUCAUCUCAGCAAAGAGGAGGGUGAUCGUCAACUUGGUGGAUUGACGGCAUUGGCUAAAGCAAAGUCCGCUAUGGUAUUGAACGAGUGUGCCCAGACAGCCGUGUUAUUGUUCGGAGGAAGUGGAUUUACCAAAUCUGGUCAGGGUGAAUUGGUCGAGGCCAUUCUUCGCGAUGUUCCAGGUGCCCGUAUUCCGGGUGGCUCGGAAGACGUGCUGCUCGAUCUGUCUGUGCGUCAAUUGGUCAAGCUCUAUCAGGCCGAAGAGAAGAAGCUCUCGCAGAGCGCUAAGAUUUGA